AUGGCUGACAACAGCGGAGGCAACCCAUUCCUUGUCUCGCCGUCAACGGGCCACCGCGCCACGCGGUCCUCCUCCUUCUCCUUUUCAUCCUCGGCCUCCGGCGCCGUCGCCGAUGAAGCCGGGACUCACCACCGCGCGUCCGGCGCCGGCGACGGCAAGGCGGCGGGAGCGGAGGCGGACGCGGGGGCAGCGUUCGUGCUGGAGUCGAAGGGGACGUGGUGGCUGGGGCUCGGGGUGCUCACCGCCCUCGGAGCCAUCUCCUUCUACACCUACUACAUCAUGUCCAGGGUGCUCGACCACUGCGAGGCCGCCGGCCGUCGCCACAUCCGAUUCCGAGACCUCGCCGCCGACAUCUUUGGAUCUGGAUGGGCGUUCUACCUGGUGGUGGCCGUGCAGACUGCAAUCAACACCGGAACAACCAUUGGCAGCAUCUUGCUCGCCGCCAACUGUGUAGAGAUUCUGUAUUCGAGCUUGAGAACUGAUGGCCCUUUGAAACUGUACCAUUUCAUCCUUCUUAUCGCCGUCGUGUUGGCUUUACUAUCCCAAAUGCCGUCAUUUCACUCUCUCCGCUACAUCAACCUCGGCUCGCUGCUCCUUAGCUUGGGCUACACCAUCCUCCUUUCCGCCGCCUGCAUUCGGGCAGGUCUCUCGAGCAAUGCUCCGACGAAGGAUUACUCGCUGAGCACUUCCAAGUCGGAGAAAACAUUUGACGCCUUCCUCUCCGUCGCCAUCCUAGCUGCCGCGUAUGGCAACGGCAUCCUGCCGGAGAUCCAAGCCACGCUAGCGCCACCGGCCGCUGGGAAGAUGGCGAAGGCGCUUGUGAUCUGCUACUCGGUAGCGUCCUUCACCUUCUACCUACCGGCCAUCACCGGCUACUGGGCCUUUGGCAAGACGGUGCGGUCCAACGCCAUGCAGAGCUUGAUGCCCGAGACGGGGCCCUCGCUAGCACCGACAUGGCUUCUCGGCCUUGCCGUUGUGCUCGUCCUCCUCCAGCUCCUCGCCAUCGCGUUGUUGUACGCGCAAGUGGCGUACGAGGUGAUGGAGAAGAUGCUGGCAGACCCGACGCAAGGGAGGUUCUCACAGCGGAACCUCAUGCCAAGGUUGGCACUGAGGACCAUCUAUGUGGCGUUCUGCGCGUUUGUGGCGGCGGCGCUGCCGUUCUUCGGUGCCAUUGUGGGCGUGAUUGGGUCCGUGGGGUUCAUCCCGCUCGACUUCGUGAUUCCCGUCGUCAUGUACAACAUGGCCGUGUCUCCACCUAGGAGGUCGCUGGUGUACAUAACCAAUUUUGUGAUCAUGGUUGUGUUCACCGGCGUCGGGGUCAUUGGCGCCAUCGCCUCCGUUCGGAAACUUGUGCUCAACGCCGGGCGGUUCAAGCUCUUCAGCGACCAUGCCUUCAACUGAAUCCAUUUCUUGCUUCUACCACACCGGCCCAUAUAUUACAUCUUUUUUUUGUUAGAAAUAUUCAUCCAAUAUUUCUUCUAGUAGUCAGCUCCAAGUUAUGCAAUUCGUGGUUAGAUUGUCAACAUCACAGAUCAAAUCCUAGCUUUAGCGCUUUAAUGUCUCAUAAAAGCGAAUAUUUUUUCAUUGGGGGGCGACAUUAGAGAGGCGAUUGUUUUGAUUUCGCCAAUCUCAAGACCCGUUGGAUCCUUCUUUCAGUCCCAA
Molecule: messenger RNA, 1662 nt
Organism: Lolium rigidum
Lineage: Eukaryota; Viridiplantae; Streptophyta; Magnoliopsida; Poales; Poaceae
Product: probable GABA transporter 2
Exons: 5
Coding region: 1-1401 (466 amino acids)
Cellular component (GO): plasma membrane
Source: RefSeq, a predicted model, not a curated record